This is a messenger RNA of Anolis carolinensis (green anole), 4286 nucleotides long. RefSeq names its product centrosomal protein 112 (gene cep112). The transcript is spliced from 26 exons. Bases 983 to 3844 code for a protein of 953 amino acids. NCBI's taxonomy places the organism in Eukaryota, Metazoa, Chordata, Lepidosauria, Squamata, Anolidae. The record is from RefSeq and is a predicted model, not a curated record.
CUGGUCGGGCCUUGCCCCAUGUGAGCCGCCCCGGGUCCCUGUGGAGAGAUGGUGGCAGGGUAUAAAUUAAGUUUUAUUAUUAUUAUCUGUGUCCCAAAAAUGUUCUUUUUAGGUGUUUUCUAGGUCCCCCAGCAUGAUGCUCUAGUAUGCUAUAAAUGCUAGAGGGGUAUUGUUUUCCCCUUAGUAUGAUUCUAUGGUAUACUUCUUGAAGACAUUGUUCAUGUCUGUGUGUGUGCGCGUGCUAUUAUCUGUUAUUGCAUGUGAACCUAGAAACACUGGAAUGGAGAGUAGCAGAGGAGGUGGCAUUUUAUACUACUGUACAUUUAAAUUGGCUUAUCGGAGAGUAAUGUACUGGUUUGAAGAGCUGGGCAUGUUUAGCCUGCAGAAGAAAAGGCUAAGAGGAGACAUGAUAGCCAUGUACAAAUAUGUGAGGGGAAGUCAUAGGGAGGAGGGAGCAAGCUUGUUUGCUGCUGCCCUGCAGACUAGGAUGCGGAACAGUGGCUUCAAACUACAGGAAAGGAGAUUCCACCUGAACAUCAGGAAGAACUUCCUCACUGUGAGAGCUGUUCGGCAGUGGAACUCUCUCCCCUGGACAGUGGUAGAGGCUCCUUCUUUGGAGGCUUUUAAGCAGAAGCUGGAUGGCCAUCUGUCGGGGGGUGCUUUGAAUGAGAUUUUCCUGCUUCUUGCAGGGGGUUGGACUGGAUGGCCCGUGAGGUCUCUUCCAACUCUACAAUUCUAUGAUUCUAUGAUUUUGUGAAGGAAUAUUUGAAGAAUAAUCAAUGAACUCAAUUGUUCUUGAAAUAUAUGUGCUAGAAGUUUUUGAAUGUUUCUCUUUAUUAACAGUGAAUGUAUGUGGGUUGUUGGGCUUGUAUAGAGAAUUGUGUUAUGUUAAUUGCUAGUUUUCAUAUGUGUUGUGCUACUGUUUAUUUCUUUUUCUAUUUAGUGAUCUUUUAAAGCAUAUCUGUAUGCUAAUUUCAGCGCAAUGAGCAGUGAGGAAGUAACGUGGGAGAAACUGGAUGCAGAAUUUGAUCACUGUGUUGUGGAUAUGAAACCUUAUGUUUUGAAGCUCCCUCAUAAACCAGAACGUGAAAGAUGUGCCCUUUGGAUUAAGAAACUAUGUGAGCCUUCAGGUGCAGGCACAGGAAUUGCUGGUCGAAAGAACCGGAAUCUAUAUGCAAAAUUGCUUCUCCAUAUGCUGAAGAAGGGUGUGCUUGAGGGACCUUUUGUGCAGAAACCAGAAAAAGGAAUGUUGAAAACUCUUCCUUCAUAUAUGUUUAUCUACUUCAAUGAACCAAAUUCAGCAAGAAUGCUGAAUGACUCAACUGAAAGCGCAGGAGACUUACCAGACUGGGUCAUGGGAGAGUUGGGACAAAGUAAGCAGGACAAAUCCUCGAUACAUUCUUUUAGAGAGGAGUCUGCCCUGGUAACCACUCCAUCUGUACAAAGGGAGCUGUACUCUUAUAAUGGAAAACGUGCACUAAAGUCUCAUUCUUUGAGUCCUCCUCAUCUGCCAGUAGAUGACAACUCUCCAUCAAAAACACUGGAGGACCAUCGUUCAAAAAAAUGUUCUUUGGAUGACAGUGACUUUGAGACUCGUCUCAACAGCUGGAAUCUUGGGCUUGAAAAUCCCAGAUAUUUACGUGAAAAACCUAUACCACUGUCACUGAUGUCACCUAAAAUAGACAUGAUGAAAAAUAGCACUUCGCUGGAUGAACAGACACUCUUCCAUAUACAUGAAAAAGAGCUGGAGAUGAAAACGAAGCUAAUGGAAGCAAGAAUUCAUGAAGAAAAGCUGAAAUUACAGAAGAAGCAUGAUGCAGAUGUUCAAAAGAUUUUGGACAGAAAAAAUAAUGAAAUUGAAGUGCUGAAGACGUUGUCCAAAACCAAACAAAGUGAAGCUGAAGAGACUAUUCAGAAACUUGAAAAGAAAGUUCAAAUGCUUGUUCGUCAAUCACAAGUUGUUAGAGAAGAUAAGGAGAAACAAAUAAUUGAACUGAAAAAGCUGUGUGAGCAAAGCACUGAUUCCCUAAACAAUGAAUGGGAGAAAAGGCUCCACAAUGCUGUGGCUGAAAUGGAAAAGGAAAAAUUCGAUCUUCAGAAGAAACACACAGAAAAUAUCCAGCAAUUGUUGGAAGAUACAAAUGCACGUCUAAGUAAAAUGGAUGCAGAAUAUUUGGCACAAACAAAAGCAACUACCCAAAUGAUGAAAGAGCUAGAAGAACGUGUCCAUCAGUUGACUGUGGAAGCUGAAACUAGUAAUUUACAGCGUCAGAAGUUAUCUCAGGAGAAGAUUAAUCUGGAGCAAUCUUACCAGGCUAUAUGCAUAGAACUUGAAGAAGUCAAGGCAAGAUGCAACUCACUUCAAAAAGAGAAAGGAUAUAUUGUACAAGAAUACGAGCAGAACAUUAAACAACUACGAAGCAAAUAUGAUGCUGAUCUAAAUCUGAUGAAACAGGAACAUGCUCUUUCUGCAGCAAAAGCAUCUGAUGUGAUUGAAGAAUUAGAACAGUGUGUGUCUCAAUUAAAACAACAGUUACUAGAAUCAGAACAUCAAAGGCAGCAACAGCUGAGGGAUCAGGAGCAAAAAUUUCUACAGGAAAAAAAUAAUUUGGAGAGAUCUCAAGAAAAAAAGAUUCAUGGAUUGCAGAAUGACUUGGAUAAAGAGAAAAUGGAUUCACAUAAGAGAAUACGAAAAAUGGAAGAUGCUCUUCGGGAGAAGGAGGAGCAGCUGACUCAGGUGAUGGAGAUACAGAGCGUGCAAGCCCAGCAGGCUGAUGCUGCCCUGGAGGAGUUUAAGCGGCAGGUGGAGCUGAACUCAGAAAAAGUCUAUGCUGAAAUGAAAGAGCAGAUGGAAAGAGUGGAAGCAGAUCUAAGCAGAUCAAAAUCGCUCCGUGAAAAGCAGUCAAAAGACUUCUCCUGGCAAUUGGAGGAACUCAAGCAAAGAUAUGAACAACAGAUAGUAGAGCUGAAGCUGGAGCAUGAACAGGAGAAGACGCACCUAUUCCAACAGCAUAACACAGAAAAGGAUUGCUUGGUCCGAGACCAUGAACGAAGCAUUGAGAAACUAGAAAAACAGCUUCGGGCUGCCAUGACAGAGUACGACAAUAAAAGUCAGGAAUGCAGGAAACGAGAUGCGCAGCUCAUCUCUGAUAUGGAAGCCCAGAUCCAUGCACUGAGGGAAGAGGUAAUUCAGGUGAAUACACAAAGAAAACAGCAGCUGGUUGAACUUAGCCUUCUAAGAGAAGAGGAAAAGCAGAGAGUUCUCCGAGAACACGAAACUGCCAUGAGCAACUUAAAAGCUGAGUCAGAAAAGAUGGUGCUGGACCUAAAAAAGAAAAGUGCGGUAGAAAAGGAGAUGGCACUGGAAAAGGCCAGCAGCAGGUUGAAGCAGAUUGAAAAGGAAUACAGUCAGAAGUUUGCCAGAUCUUCACAGAUCAUAGCUGAACUUAAGACAACCAUUUCCUCUCUGACAGAGGAAAGCAACCAGCAGCAGCUUGCUACAGAAAGACGUCUGCAGGAUGUUUUACAAAAGUUUGAAGAUGAGAAGCAGCAGCUGAUUAGAGAUAAUGACAGAGCAAUCAAGGGCUUGCAAGAUGAAAUUGAAAACUACAGCAGUCAAGUUCGCACUGCAGAGAAGUUACUACAACGCAAAGAUCUGGAAACUCAGGAACAGAUAACUUCUAUCCGGCAAGAAUAUGAAACCAAACUUAAAGGUCUGAUGCCAACGUCUUUGAGACAGGAACUUGAAGACACAAUUCUUUCACUAAAAUCUCAGGUAAACUUUCUGCAGAAAAGAGCGUCCAUCCUGCAAGAGGAACUGAGCACCUACCGUACCAGAAGGUAACUACUGGAGCUGACUGAUUUGUUCAAGUUUCUCGUGGACUUCUUUUAGCAGGUUUGAAGAUUUGGAUCUUGUGAACUAAUCUGAGAGAUCAGUGGCUCUUUUAGUAAAGCAGAUGAAGUAAUUCUAAGAAAGCUCACCCCUCAUUCAUAACAAAAUUUAUGUUACCAUUUACUUGAAUUAUUUUAUCAUUAUAAUGCAGUUUUUAUGCUUUUGAUAUAUACAAUACCUGUAUUUAUCAAUAUCCCUUCUGAAAAACUUAAUUUUGUUUGCUCAUACUGUUUUUGAUAUUGGAUUUCUGAUACAAUUUAUUUACUUUUUACACAUUUGAAGAAUCACGUCUUUAUUAUAAUCAUCAUCAUUAUUUUAUUAUCCAAACUGUAUUAAAACAUAUGUGGCAUUCUUUUCAUGUUCACAUGAAAACAUAUUAAAAUAUUUUUCUACA